AUGGAUCCUGUGCCUGUUCGAUGUCUUCUCAACAGCAUAUCUCGGUACCUUCAUCUGGUCGCGUGCCAGACCAUAAGAGUUAAUCCCAUCCAAACAUGUAUUGGAAAUGCUGUUCACUUGUUGAAGCUCUUGAAACCUUUUCUAGAUGAUGUUGUUGAUUGCAAAAUACCUUCUGAUGACUGCUUAAAUAGAGCCUGCGAAGACCUAGACUCCGUUGUUAACCAGUCUCGUGAGUUCUUAGAGGACUGGUCCCCAAAGCUGAGCAAGCUGUCUGGUGUGUUUCAGUGCGAUGUUUUGUUGGAAAAGGUCCAGACUUGUUCGUUGGAGAUUAGUCGCAUACUUGUUCAGUUAUCACAGUCAUGUCCGGUUACUACUACUUCAAGCGUACAAGGUGUUGAGGAGAUUGAGAGCUUUAAGCAAGAAAUCAGAUUGACUGAACUCAUGGAGAAUGCUUUACGGAAUCAGAAAGAAGACAUCGUUGCUCCUUUGGAUAAUCUACAUCUUGAUAACAUAAUCCAAAUGAUGGGGUUGAUAUCAAACCAGGAUCUGUUAAAGGAAAGCAUAGCUGUGGAGAAGGAGAGGGUAAGAUCACAGACCAGCAAGUCGAAAGAGAAGAUGGAACAGAUCGACCAACUGAUAGAACUGGUCUCCUGCAUCCGUGAACACAUGCUUAACACCGAGUUUCUUGAAGUGGCUAAAGGCAUCUCUGUGCCUCCGUAUUUCCGGUGUCCUUUGUCAACGGAACUCAUGCUGGAACCGGUAAUAGUAGCUUCAGGACAGACAUUUGACAGAACAUCCAUUAAGAAAUGGCUUGAUAACGGGUUAGCUGUUUGUCCCAGGACACGGCAGGUGCUGACUCAUCAAGAACUCAUCCCUAAUUACACGGUUAAGGCUAUGAUCGCGAGCUGGUUGGAGGCAAACAGUAUCAACCUUGCUCCUAGCUCUGUUCAUCAGUAUGACGGUGGCGAUGCUUCGUCCAUGGCUAAUAACAUGGGUUCUCUUGACAUUAACCGCACUGAGAGCUUCCGUUUUUCUCUACGGAGCAGCAGUUUUACCUCGAGGUCAUCUCUUGAAACCGGAAAUGGGUUUGAGAAGCUAAAGAUCAACGUGCCUGCCAGUUUAUGCGGGGAAUCUCGAAGCAAGGAUCUUGAGAUUUUCGAACUCUCUUCUCCGGGGCAGUCUUAUACUCACAGCAGGAGUGAAUCAGUUUGCAGUGUUGUCUCCUCCGUUGAUUAUGUUCCUUCCGUGACAAAUGAGACAGAAAGUCUACGGGGAAACCACCAAAGCUACAGUGUUAUGUCUCCCAAGAAAAGCUCAGAGAGUUCAAGAAACGCUAAUCAUGAGUGUAGUGCAGUACAGAAUUUGGAUGAUUCAGGAACAAUGACGACUCCACAUACCAUGAAACUGGUAGAAGAUCUCAGGAGUGGAUCUAACCAAGCCAAGACUGCUGCUGCAGCUGAAAUACGUCAUCUCACCAUUAACAACAUUGAAAACCGCGUUCACAUCGGGCGUUGCGGUGCUAUCAAUCCACUGCUGUCACUUUUGUACUCGGAAGAAAACGUAACACAAGAACACGCAGUCACGGCUCUUCUGAAUCUUUCGAUAAGUGAAGUGAACAAGGCAGUGAUUGCGGAAGCUGGGGCGAUAGAACCGCUUGUUCAUGUUUUGAACACAGGAAACGACAGAGCCAGAGAGAACUCAGCAGCAACGUUGUUCAGCCUGUCUGUUCUGCAAGUCAACAGGGAACGAAUAGGGCAGUGUAACGCAGCGAUACGGGCUCUGGUGAAUCUUCUUGGAAAGGGGACGUUUAGGGGAAAGAAAGACGCUGCCUCUGCUUUGUUCAACCUCUCGAUAACACAUGAGAACAAGGCUCGGAUCGUGCAAGCUAAGGCGGUUAAGUAUCUCGUGGAGCUGUUAGACCCGGAUUUCGAGAUGGUUGACAAAGCAGUUGCUCUUCUUGCGAAUCUUUCUGCAGUUGGAGAAGGGCGUCAAGCAAUCGUGAGGGAAGGUGGGAUUCCGUUGCUUGUUGAGACCGUCGACUCGGGAUCUCAGAGAGGGAAAGAGAACGCGGCCUCUGUGCUGCUUCAGUUGUGUCUGAACAGUCCCAAGUUUUGCACUCUGGUCUUGCAAGAAGGUGCAAUACCUCCACUUGUUGCCUUGUCUCAGUCUGGUACGCAGAGAGCAAAAGAGAAGGCACAGCAACUUCUGAGUCACUUUCGAAACCAGCGAGAUGCAAGGAUGAAGAAAGGUAGAUCAUGA
Thlaspi arvense is the source of this 2259-nucleotide messenger RNA. The record is from the annotation of a GenBank genome assembly. Lineage: Eukaryota; Viridiplantae; Streptophyta; Magnoliopsida; Brassicales; Brassicaceae.